AUGGCUUCACUGAAAGAAUCCCUGGCUGGUCCCGGUUUCGUGAUCCUCAAUGCCAUCCGGGUUCUGAACAUCAUCGCUUUUCUGGAUAUCAUCGCUGCCUGCGCAGUGAUGCUGGUGAAGAUCUCGCUGCAGAGCAGCUUCUUCUUUUUCGAGGCCGUUUCCCAUGCUAUAACGGCGGGAGUCAGCAUAUUCCUCAUCAUAUCUGAACUGCCCUUCUUCCGUGGAUACUUUGAUCGCAACUGGCCGCUCUUGGGCCAGGACUCCGGCUUCAUCAUGUUGGCGUUGGCGAUGAUGAUCAUGGGGGUGGGAAUCCUGGGCGAUCUGAAUACUCCGGCCACAAGUCAGGACAAGCUGGGCCUUGCCUUUUGGAGAAUCGUGCUCUCCGCUGGCAUCUUGGCCAUGGUGAUGAGUGUGGUCAAUCUAAUCGCGAGUUUUGUCUUUGCAGACCGUGGGACCGGCGUGACAGCCCGCCAUGUUCGAGUGUAUGGUGCGGUGGCCCCCCAGAAAGUGGUCUCCCGCACCGGCAGUCAACGGUCGCUCCAGCUCGGCCUCAAGCGAGAAGAUUCUCUCCCGACAUACAGCGCACCGUCGCCCGUGAGAAGACCGACGUCCAUGCGGAGCAUGACUCGAUUUCCGUUGAAGAUUUCGGGGCCAUUUAAUCCGAACGAUGCUGCGUCGUCCAAGUACUCACGAGACUCGUCUGGAGUGCCGAUGCCCAAUCCCGCACAUCAUCCCGCGAUGCACUCCGGACAUGUGUAG
Messenger RNA from Aspergillus terreus NIH2624, 759 nucleotides. RefSeq lists its product as uncharacterized. NCBI's taxonomy places the organism in Eukaryota, Fungi, Ascomycota, Eurotiomycetes, Eurotiales, Aspergillaceae. The transcript is spliced from 3 exons. Bases 1 to 759 code for a protein of 252 amino acids. The record is from RefSeq and is a predicted model, not a curated record.